CAUAAAGAAUAUUUUCUAACUACUAGGCAAUUAAAUUAAUAACAAAAGUAUAUUUGGAAAAUCACCAAGUAAGAGAAACAAAACAACACAUUUCUAAAUAUCACAAGAGAAAUGAGAAAAUAUUUUGAACGGAAGGAAAAUGAAAAUGGGCUGUUCUCAGGUGGGGCUUCCCUGAGUGGCGUUUGCUUCCCAGGUUGGGGUUGAGAUGUUCUACAUCCCCAGCCACCCCAUCACCCCUAUGGUGCAAAGAGGUGAAAUUCACAAGCUGUACCAAGGUGAGAACUUAAUCCUUGGCUUCAGCAUCAGAGGGGGGAUUGACCAGGAUCCCUCCCAGAACCCCUUCUCAGAAGGUAAGGUAGACAAAGGCACUUAUGUCACAUAGGUAUCUGGGCUGUAGAUUGGAGACAAGAUCAUGCAGGUAAAAGGCUGGGACGUGACCAUGGUGGCACAUGACCAGGCUUGGAAGCGGCUCACCAAUCCCUCAGAAGUGGUGCAUUUGCUGGUGACAAGGCAGUUGCUGCAGAAGGCAGUGCAGCAGUCCAUGUUGUCCUAGCACCUGGCCCUGACUCAUGUCUUCCUGUUUGUACAGUGACAUCACUACCAUGUUCUGCCUAUUUCCUGGCUUUUGUAUACUGGGCCUCAGCUCAGAAGGGGGUCAGCUGAUUCCCAGGCUGAGGCACCCUUCCUUGCCCUCUUACCCCAAGUCUGAGCUCUGGGAGCAGCAAUUUCCCUUGGACACUGAAGAUUAGAAACCAGGGCCUGAAGCUGAGUGGCUGUGCAUCUGUAGCGACUAGAUUCAACCCUCCCUCAGCCCUGCUGCCUGGCCACAGUAGUGCCCAGGCGAACAGGAAACACCUGAGAGUUGCCAACGCUAGGAAAUGCCAGGUGGGGCCACUUUUCUGUUCGCUCUGGCUGCAGGGCUUGGCCCUGCCUAUUACUUCCACAGUGUCUGUGCUGCAUGCUUCCCUAGCACUGCACUGCUCCCCACAAGCCCAUCUGGGGUCUAGACUCACACAGUACCAGCGCUACUAGGAAGGUUGAAGUGGUUGGGGUGGGCAGGCUCCUGUUCACCUCCUCUCCUCCCACGGGUGCUGGCCUCCUGAGGGUUUGUCUGCUUACAGGAUUUAGAUGAGUUCCAGAACUGACAUUUCUGGGCAGCUCUCAGAUUGCCUUUUCUUUCCUCUUCACUUGUGGGUUUCACUUUUGUAUUUUUAAAAUCAUAACUAUGAUACAAAGUGUUUUUAUCUUACUAUUUGGAAAAUGCUAAGUCUACUUUUGAAUUUAGCUUAAUAAUUCACAUCUGGGAGCAACUUUUCUUAGCACACAAACCUUAAUUUGGUUAAUGUGGAAAUGGGGCAGUAUAAUGCUAUCUCACAUGUGACAUCUUGUGCCUAAUGAAUGAUGAAAUGAAAAAAAAAAAUGAAAUAGCAUACCAAAACUUAUGGGACGGUGUUAUCAGGAAAAUUGUAGAACUAAAAUUUUGUAUUCGAAAACAAGCCUGUACACUGGUGGUUCACUCCUAUAACACUAUUCAGAAGGCUAAAAUCACAGGAUAACAGUUUGAAACCAGCCUAGGUAAACAAACACAUGACAUUCU
Messenger RNA from Perognathus longimembris pacificus (Pacific pocket mouse), 1597 nucleotides. Its product is annotated as tax1-binding protein 3-like. NCBI's taxonomy places the organism in Eukaryota, Metazoa, Chordata, Mammalia, Rodentia, Heteromyidae. Gene Ontology annotation, cellular component: postsynaptic membrane; postsynaptic density; adherens junction. The transcript has a single exon. The record is from RefSeq and is a predicted model, not a curated record. Gene Ontology annotation, molecular function: protein binding. Gene Ontology annotation, biological process: neurotransmitter receptor transport, endosome to postsynaptic membrane; neurotransmitter receptor transport postsynaptic membrane to endosome.